Messenger RNA from Syngnathoides biaculeatus (alligator pipefish), 4942 nucleotides. It is a transcript of the gene atxn1a, whose product is annotated as ataxin 1a. Gene Ontology annotation, molecular function: protein binding; RNA binding. Gene Ontology annotation, biological process: nervous system development; negative regulation of transcription by RNA polymerase II. Bases 684 to 2834 code for a protein of 716 amino acids. Gene Ontology annotation, cellular component: nucleus. NCBI's taxonomy places the organism in Eukaryota, Metazoa, Chordata, Actinopteri, Syngnathiformes, Syngnathidae. The transcript is spliced from 5 exons. The record is from RefSeq and is a predicted model, not a curated record.
UGAGUAGUUGAGUCGAGCGAGUCGCCCGCUCGCCGCGUGAACUUGCUGCGCCUCUGUGACGGUCACGGUGCUGGCGGUGGGGGCCGGCCGCCGCAGACAUCAGCAGGCGGGGAGGGGAGAGCGGACGCUUUCCGCCCGCCAGCCCCCGGAGCAGAGCGAGCGGAGCGGGAGGGGGGGGGGGUGGGGGCGGGUGGCGGUCGGCGCUUCGAACCGAGCCGAGGCGAGGACGACACGGGAGGAGAGAGGCGCUCGGGACGGACCCGCAGCCUGAAAAGCCGGCGCUGACAGGAAUGCUGCGAGGUCCUGGAGUCGUUGGACCCAUUCGGAGCGACGGCACGGCAACCCCUGAAGAACGCUUGCCCUGAACUCCUGGCCUGACCUCCUCCGACGUUCAACGGUAAACCCAUCUGUACCCGGACGCCAGAAACUGUUUUGGCUCUCCGCUGACCGUCCACAAGUUCCAUCUCCUCCUCCUCCUCCUCCUCCACUCAGAACCGUCAGGCAGGAGGCUCGCGGGGCGAUGAUUCCACAUGAAGCACCAGGCAGUCGGCCCCACGUCGUCUCUGGCGGCAGCAGCAGGUUAGACAACAAUUAGAGGGAGUGUGGAAAGUGAGGACAAACGCCAGAGGAAGGCGGGAUCACCGAAAAACAAGCAUCAAGAACGUUCUUGAGCAGGGAUCAGGAUGAAGUCCAAUCAUGAACGGAGUAAUGAAUGUCUUCCCCCAAAGAAGAGGGAGAUCCCACCCAGCAAGCUACCGUCAGAAAGCCGUUCCCUGAUCGCGCCGCCUCCCGUUGCGGAGUCUCAGCCCCCCGAGAACGUGACCUGGCUGGUGGCCGGCGGGAACGGGAGCACCGCGGGUGCCCCUCGGAGCACCGCGGAGUCGGACGUCCCGCACUAUAAAUCCCUCUGCUCCGGAUCCGACUCCAUGCGGCUGGUCUCGUCCCUUCCUGCCGUCUACACGUCGCCCGUCUCCCAAACCCACGUGGGGAGUACGGUCCAUUACACCCAACUUCCGCCCAAUCUACAGUUCAUCGCUUCGCCUUACGGCACCCCAUACGCCGGCUACAUUGCUCCUCAACUUCUUCCGCCUCCUCCUCCGCCACCGCCCCUCUCCUCUCCCUCCUCUCAGAGAUUGUCAUCGCACGCAGAGACACACUCGGCUUCCUCGCAAGCCUCCAAAUAUGACCAACAGCGAGCGUCUAUCCUGUACGCUUCCACUAUGCCCCCGCCGGCCACCUCCUCCCUGCACCACCAUCACAGCCUGGGCGCACACUACACCGAGAGAGGACCCACCAGAAAAGAGGAGGCCGGUGCGGGCUCCAGAGAGCUUCACAACGGGGGACUGGAGCCGAGCCGCAGGUUUGGCGCCGCGCCGGAGAAAGCGGUCAAAUCGCGUGAUGCCUACGAGGCCUGCCAGCUGGUCCUCCCGUCGGACUACGGUCAAGACUCCUCAGCUCUGAGAACCUCCGUAAUGCUCAUGCCCAACAGCCAUGGCGACCAUCAGUUGGGUCCAUCCCGGGCCAGUCCUGGAAAGACGCAUCUGGAGAAAGGCAGCAUUCUCCUGGGAAAACCGGUAAGCCGCACCCCACCCUCCUCCAACCAUUCUUUUACAUUUCCACCCCCCUUAAGUGUAGACAAUCUAAAAGCUGCUAUCAGCUCGCUAUCACCACAGACGGUCAUUCAGACGACUCACAGCUCUACGGCGGAACCUCUCUCCAUGGGGCUCCCCCCCACCAAUAUCUAUCCCCAGUCGCCAGUGAUUGGUUACAUAACAGGGGCCAGCGGGACCCAGCAUGCCCCAAUCAGCUACCACACCGGCCUACAGCAACACGUGCUCAUCGCAGGCGCCCAGCCGGUGAUCAUCCCGGUCAGUACAAGUGGUGUGACCAAUCUGGAGCCCCCGACAUCCCAAGUGGCCACUUUGUCCACCCAGGCCUGCAGAGGAGAAACUCCAGGCAAUCACGGCGGCUCCUACCACCAGGUCGCCUCGAGUGCGGUGGUUCAAGCCCAGCUGCACCUGCCCAUGGUUCCGUCGACGGCACCCGCCGCAGCGUCGAGUGGGGCGGCGGCUCCCCCGUCCCUGCCGGCGUAUUUCGUCAAAGGCUCCAUCAUCCAGCUGGCGGACGGUGAGUUGAAGCGCGUGGAGGAGCUGAAGACGGAGGACUUCAUCCAGAGCGCUGAGAUCAGCAACGAGCUGAAGAUCGACUCUUCCACGGUGGAGCGCAUCGACGGGAGCCGCGCUUCGCCCGACUUUGCCGUGGUUCAGUUCUCCGUGGGCGAGCACCGUUCACAGGUGAGCGUAGAGGUCUUGGUGGAGUAUCCCUUCUUCGUCUUCGGCCAGGGAUGGUCGUCGUGCUGCCCGGACCGGACAACCCAACUCCUCGAGUUGCCUUGCACCAAGCUGUCGGUGGGCGAUGUGUGUAUUUCGCUCACCCUCAAGAACAUGAGGAACGGAUCCCUGAACAAGACUCACCCCGCGGAGCUGGUCCCCACUUUCUCAGCGCCAACCCACCGAGCCCCCAAGACCGUCCCCGGAGUCCUCCGGAGCUGCAGCGGAGGCGGCUCCGGACGAGGGGAGCGACAGAACGGAGUCAGUCCUCUGGGGAGCGUCAGCACUUUGGAAAACGGGGAUCUCGGGUUCGGGGGAAAAGGAUUCAUUUCGAAAGGGGACCCCGGGAAGCCGACGGCGAGCGGCAGAAAGCGCAGAUGGUCGGCCCCCGAGGGUCGGAAAGCGGAAAAGGCCGAGGAGCCGCCUUUGACCUUGGCCAAACCAUCUUUUAUCCCUCACGAGGUGAAAGUCACCAUCGAGGGAAGGUCGAAUAUUGGCAAGUGAAGACGUCGGGUUUCCUUGCAAAACCAUGAAUGCCCACUUUCUUUAGUUUUUUUUUUUGUUUGUUUUUUUUUUAAUCUUGAAUACUCUACUGUAGAGACGGAAACACUCUACAUGUUGUCACUUUAUUAUUAAGUCUUGUAGUCCGACACAACGAAUCUGUGCAGUUUUUUGGAUGGGUUUCACACGGUCUGGUCAAAGCGUGCCAGCUCGUGUGGCGCACGUUAGCUUGUAGCACGUUAGCGUGACUUGGCAAUCUUGUCGUGUGUGUGUGUGUGUGUGUGUUUGAGUGUGAGAGAGAGAGAGAGAGAACGAGAGAGAGAGGGAACAAGACUUCUUCGCACCGUUAGCUUAGCGUGUUAGCCUUCCGGCCAAGUUUUGAUCCUUCUUUUUGCGUUUGACCAGUUUUAAAAUGAUUGUCAAACUCUUCUGAAUCAGGGGUUAGAAACAGCGGUAGGUGGAACUACGUCGGGUCAGUGUUGGUUUUAUAAAAAAAUAGAUAUAAAACUUUGUAUAACUGCAAACACACUGGGGCUGGCGAAUGUUUGCGUUCGGCGCUAAAAAAAAAAAAAAAAAAAAAUCUUACUUUAUAUUUUUGUAAUGAGAUUGGAAGAGAGGCUGUCUGAGAGGAUUUGGGCUUUUAGCUUUGUUUUGUUUUUAACGCAGUACUGUAUGUUUGUUGGGUGGGGGGGUGUAACAAGUAGCAGCAGCAGCACUUUUGGCGAACUAAGCGGGGGGCCGUGUUGUUUUAUUUGGGGGGGGGGUCCCGCCGAUGUGCCUCAGAGGAGAAAGAAAUGUAGGUGGUGAGAAAUUUCUACGACGAAAAGCUCGUUGGCCGAGCGAGUUUUGAAGGGUGUCUUUGAAUUUGUGUGCAAAAUGUCUGUCUACACACACACACACACACAAAUACACAAAUCAACGCAAAACAGUCGAGGCCAUCCCUCUAAUUUGAUGUCUGUACUGUAUCCGUAGUCCGGGGGUAUGGAGACGCUUCUGUUCUGGUGCGUUUUUGUCCGCCAGCGGACUGCUUUUUCAACGUCAUGCACACUCGUAGUCGAAGAGUACAGUUGCACAGUGCUAUGUGGUGUGUUUGUGUAUGACUUUGUGUACAGAAUACUGUGUAUAGGCAAAAAUAAUACACUCACUUCAUGAAUAUAAACGUAUGUGUACAGAGAGCGAGAGCGAGAACGACAAUGUCCAGUGUUUCCACUGUGGAACCUUCAAAGAGAAUCUUGCAGUUUGCACAUCAGGAGGAAAGAAGGAGUUUUUGUUUUGUUUCUCGAUUUGGCCGGACCCCGUUUCUCAGACAAGACCGCCAGAAAAAAAAAAAAAAAGACACUGGAGGAGUCCCAAAUUUCUUUACUGUAGGGGUAGGGGAACUGACUUGUGGGGAUCGAGGGUGGCAAUUUAGGUGUAAGUCAAGUCUCUAAGGGUCCUUGGGCCCCACCAACUUUUGGACUCCAUGUCCAAAGACCCAGAGGUCAGAUUUUGUACAACCAAGGAACUACUUAGGGGUAUCUUAGAGAAAAAUCCAGGGGAAACCAGGAAGAGCCUUGUGGAACCAUCUGGGUGUGAACUUGAGGGUACAUUUGAGGCACCAGGGGGAAUAUAGGAGGAAACCGAGAGAAAAAUCCAAGGGAAACCAGGAAGAGCCUUGUGGAAACACCUGUGAGUGACUCCCGAGUUCAUCCUGGGGUAACCCCGAGGUAUCCUCGGGGAAAACUGGGGAAUUAGUGGGGCCAACAUAGGAGGAAACUUAGAGAAAAAUCCAGGGGAAACCAGGAAGAGCCUUGUGGAACCACCUGAGAGUGACCUCGAGGGUAUGUUUAAGGUACCGGGGGGGGGAACAUACGAGGCAACCUAGCGGCCAUUAAGACCUAGAGGUCAAAUUUUGUACAACCAAGGAACUACUUACGGGUAGCGUAGAGAAAAAUCCAGGGGAAACCAGGAAGAGCCUUGUGGAAACACCUGUGAGUGACUCCCGAGUUCAUCCUGGGGUAACCCCGAGGUAUCCUCGGGGAAAACUGGGGAAUUAGUGGGGCCAACAUAGGAGGAAACCUAGAGAAAAAUCCAGGGGAAACCAGGAAGAGCCUUGUGGAACCACCUGGGAG